AUGGAGAUAGGAGAAGAUAUUUUCGACCGAAACAAGAGGAAUUUGGAAGUUGUGUCUGAAAAGCUAAACCAAUUAAUUGAUAGGGAAGUUGUAAAUAAACAAACAUUACUCGAGGACCUUUCAUCGCUUGUUGCCAAAACAGGAGUUGAUGAAGCACAAUUGAAUAGUUUACUUGAUUUGGUAUUUGAUUUAAAAACUCCGACAUUCUUGAAGUCUACGCAGAAAAGGUUUAUUAUCAAGAAUUUGCUUAUACCGAAUGGGAAUUAUAAAUUGUCUAAACAUAUUGCAUAUCGAAUAAUUAGUAGUAUUGGAGUACCACAAAUAUAUUAUAAAAAUGGGAAGGAAUCAAAACUGAAGAAGUUAUCUACAGGUAUUCAGAUAUGCCUUCUUGAAUGGUUGAUAUGUUCUUACCACUUAUUUGGGAGUAAAGUGUUCAAUAAUUUAAGCAUGAUAACAAUUUUAGUCAAUUAUUUGUCCUACGAAUUCCUGAGGCCCUACGUGGCAAACCUAAUCUUCCUAAGUGUACUGAAUAAUAACAGAAUGUUUAAAACAUACUUCAUGCCGAAUACAACACACAAUAUUGCUCCAUUUAAACCCUGGCAUGUUCAAUGUGUAGUUGAUCUAUUCAAUAAGUUUCCUAUGGAUGAGCACUUGAAAAGCUUGUUAAUUUUAUUCAAGUCACAAUAUCCCAGUAUUGAUUUUACAAACUUUGCAAGAAAUGAUAGUUAUCAUUUAAAUAAUUUGGGGACUUUGAAUCCAAGGAUAUUUGUAUACCCAAAUUUCAAUUAUUUGGAUAAAUUGAGAGAUAUUCAGGCCAUCAACGGUGGGAUAUUAACUAAAGAACAGCUUGGACAAGAACAAAUUAUCAAUGAUAAUCUAAGAUAUUACGACAAUUUUAGUGCUUCUGUCAAGAAGCGCAAAAGAAUUGGAAACACUCAAAAAUUAGCCGAUGUCCCUGAUCUUGAUGUGAUCGAAUUUGGAAACAGUUCGAAUAGAUCUAGUAGUGUCUCUAUAAACGAUAUACACUCACUCGACAGCUUAAUCGGUAAUUUUGAGAACAUAAGACUCAUCAAUAUAAAUGCAUUAUUUAACCCACAGAAAUUUGGAAAUAGUCGAUACAUUUCUGAUAAAUUCAAAAAAUUCUAUUUUGUAUUACAAGGUUUAAGCGUUGAUGUUGAACAAUGGGAAAAAUCAAUACGCAAGUUAGAUUAUUACAUUCGACUAAGCAUUUUAGAUAAUAAUUUAUCGAUAAGAGAUUUGGAUAUAUUAUGUGACAAAAUAGCUGAUUUUUUCUCAUUUACUUUGGGCUUAUUGUUUUUACCUCUGAUAAAGGACUAUUUAUGCUUCAAGUUUGAUUCACCAAUAUCCAGCGAUAACGAAUACAUCCACAAGUUUGAGAACCUAGCUCAAAGGCUAAAAUUUUUGAAAUAUUUACCCGUUUUGGAAUUUGAGGAGUUCAAUGAAGAUAUAAUCCAAAACAUAUUAACAGUAUUUGAUGAAAAAUCGCACAUCAAUGCAAAAAAAUCGAGACGUGAACAGGCAUUUAUUACGUUUAUUAAUGAAUUGGUCUCCCUAUUUUCCACUUGGUAUUCAAUUUAUGCUCAAAAUUCAGAUCUAGAACUAAAAUCAGCUAUUUUUAAAAAUAUCAAUGGUUCAUUACCCAUAAUAUACAAAGUUCUAGUCGAAAAAUUUACUGAGUCGUCAAUUACCUUGCAGAUUCUGUUAUUAAGGAUCUUCACAUUUAUUCAAUCCCUCGAUUCCUAUCAUCUUAAUGAAUUUAUCAAUGCCCUGACUAUAGUAUUACCACAAAGCUUGUUUUACCCUUUAAUUUUAUCAAAUAACCCCCUUAUAAUGUCUGAAGCUUGUGGAUAUAUGGCGUUUUGCAAGACAUAUAAGUUUAAGGAACAUGAUACUGCCUAUAAAAAUUUACAGAAUUCAUAUAUCAUGGAUACACUUAACUUCAUAUGGCGUGACAAAUCUUUUUACUAUGAUGAAGAUUCAACUGCAUUUAGUAGGGCCAUGUUCUUGGAUCCUGAAUUUUUAAAGAAUUUACGGAAAUUGAAUAUUUUCAAUUUCUCAGAAUUGCUCAGUUUACAUACUGUUGGCAACAUAUUUCAUAAUCCAUGCUGGUCCUUUAUCACUACCCAGUUAAUAAGAGAAUUAGAAGACAAGACUGAGAACAUAACUAUACGACAUGCCGGACCAAUAACAGAAGAGAGUGUGAGCAAACUAACGCAUAUUUCUGGUGUUGAAUGGCUUCCUAUGAAUUACGACGAACUUAAAUUGCAAGUUUUGCGUUCGUUAGAUUCAUUAGGGUAUACUGGCAUAGCCGAUUUAUUAUUUAGUUCUCUAAAGACCUUAAUGAAUAAAAGAAAUUAG
Messenger RNA from Debaryomyces hansenii CBS767, 2379 nucleotides. RefSeq lists its product as uncharacterized. Bases 1 to 2379 code for a protein of 792 amino acids. The record is from RefSeq and is a predicted model, not a curated record. The transcript has a single exon. NCBI's taxonomy places the organism in Eukaryota, Fungi, Ascomycota, Pichiomycetes, Serinales, Debaryomycetaceae.